Closterium sp. NIES-65 is the source of this 618-nucleotide messenger RNA. NCBI's taxonomy places the organism in Eukaryota, Viridiplantae, Streptophyta, Zygnematophyceae, Desmidiales, Closteriaceae. The record is from the annotation of a GenBank genome assembly.
AUGGCGGGAGGGGGAGAAGGCAUGGUGGGAGGAGGAGAGGGGGUGGCAGGAGGAGGAGAAGGCAUGGCGGGAGGGGGAGAAGGCAUGGUGGGAGGAGGAGAGGGGGUGGCGGGAGGAGGAGAAGGCAUGGCGGGAGGAGAAGAAGGCAUGGCGGGAGGAGAAGGCAUGGCGGGAGGAGGAGAGGGGGUGGCGGGAGGAGGAGAAGGCAUGGCGGGAGGAGAAGAAGGCAUGGCGGGAGGAGAAGGCAUGGUAGGAGGAGGAGAGGGGGUGGCGGGAGGAGGAGAAGGCAUGGCGGGAGGAGGAGAAGGCAUGGCGAGGGGAGGAGAAGGCGUGGCGAGGGGCGGAGAGGGGGUGGCGGGAGGAGGAGAAGGCAUGGCGGGAGGAGAAGGCAUGGUGGGAGAAGGAGAAGGCAUGGCGGGAGGAGAAGAAGGAGAGAGGAGAACACGCGGGGAGGCGAGAGGAGGCCUCGCGUGGAGGCGAGAGUCGAGCGCGCGGGGAGGCGUGAGGAGGCCGCGCGGGGAAAGCGAGAUGAGAGCGCGGGGAGGCGAGAGCCGCACGCGCGGGGAGGUGAAAGGAGAAAUCGAACCGGGAGGCGAUAGGAGCAGGAAUGGGUUUUGA